CGAGAAUCGCAAAGGGUUAUUAUACUCGUGUCCGCUCUAACGUGAGGAUGGAGACCACACACAACUGGGUAGGGGGAGGCUAGUGGGGGCGACGUACCUCUGCUGAUCCUGACUCUGCACUCUUGCAUUCGCACGUUCAGGCCUGCCCGGCAACCGGGACUACAUUUUACACGGCGGAGAGGCUGUUGAAAGCCACAAAUUCACAGCUCUUCGCCCGCCCCCAUCUAAAAACAGCAACAAGCCCUGCGAUAGAGAAGAGGAGCGGAAGCGCAAACUACUCUCUUUUCCUUCCAAGUACAGAAACUUUUCUAUCCUAAUACUGUAAAAGAAACUGAAAGUCCCUCAGAGCUCUGUCUCCCUUCAGCCAUGGCUACCGCCGCGGAGGCUGUUGAUCUUGCUAAGAAUUUGCAGGACGAAUUGACUUGCUGCCUUUGCCUGGAUUUUUUUAACAAGCCAGUACUGAUUAUAAAAUGCUCCCACAGCUUCUGCAAGGAGUGCAUCUCUGAGCACUGCAAAAAGAUGGGGCCCAAGGCAUUUUGCCCCAGGUGCAGGGGGGAGCUCCGUCAAAAUAAUUUGGUAGACCAUAGAUCACUUGCGAACAUAGUGGAAACUUACCAGCAGAUGAAGAAAAACCACCAGGAAUUGUUGGGACCCUCCUGGAGAGAGCAUCAAGGAGCCAGUGGAUCCCAGGAUCUGAAGCUGUCAGCUGGAGUUUUCCCAUAUCAGCUCAAGGUUUGUACGGGCUUGAUUAGGACGCUGUUGACACAUGCGUUUGUGGCUGGGUGACUGCAAAAUCUAAGGACAAUUAGAUUGCAUGUGGGAAAGGAUAAGCAACUAUCAAAUGCCACAGGCAAAGAUCAAAUACCAAAGGCAAUUCUUGUCGGUGGGUAGUACACAUAUUAGGCUGGGACUGGUCAAAUAUUGAGUUUUGAUAAAGCAAUAAAUGAUUAGGAGGUGUACAUGCUCAUAUGAACUGGUUCUAGAACUGCAAACAGGGGUGUUUGAUUCCUUAAUGGCAGGAGGACUAAGUGUUACAUUUCAAUGGGACCGAAGGAAAAUAUCUCCCGCUGUAUAGCAAAGAAAAUUUGAUAAUGGCUUGUAUUCAAAGUAGUGCUAAGUGCUUCCUUGGGAAAGUGGAAAACCCCCUCCUCCCCUUGACCCUACCCCCCCAAAAUAUGUUUGUGGUUUUCUAACCCUCCAGAGCAGAUACUUUGCCCAUUCCUUUGUUGCCACACUUUGGACCUCUUGUUGGGGAAGCACCCGAAGAAGAGCCUCGGAUGAGAAUCGCAGGAUCCCGGUCAAUUCAUAUGGGAAAGGCGGUCUGUGAGGUAUUGUUUUCAAGAUCUAGGUUUAUAUGUGGCUUGUGGUUUUCCAUCCUCCAGGAAGUGGUGAAAAUAAGUGAAGUCUGCAAACAAAUAGAAGCGGCGUUUGAAGCAAUUGACAAGUGCACGAAGGACAGCGCUGAAAUGAAGGUUGGUACCUGAAUGAGUUGCGAUGAUAUGUUUGGCUUCUUUCUACCCUCUCCUCUUCUGGAACAUGUAGAGGCCUUUCAGGGUUGUUGUUUAUUUGGUCAGAGAGUGUUCAGUUGAGGUCUGCCAUGCCCCUUCCUCAUAAUUCAUAAGAUUUCAGGGGGAUGGCAUGUUCUAGUAUCAUAGAACUGAAGAGUUGGGAGGGACCGCAAGAGUCAUGUAUCUAGUCCACACACACCCCCAGCAAUGUAGGAAUCUAUCACCCAACUUGGGGCCCUGAGAUUAAGAGCCACAUGCUCCACCGACUGAGCUAUCCAAUUUGGUUAUUACAGCGGUACCUUGGUUUUCAAACGUAAUCUGUUCUGGAAGACUGUUCGAGUUCUGAAACGUUAGAAAACCAAAGCAUUUACUUACGGAAACAUUUACUUAGGGAAAAGUCAAUACGGAAGUCACGUAGCAUGUUCAACUUCUGAAAAGUAUUUGAAAACCGAAGCAUGCACUUCUGUGUUUUCGGCGUUCGAAAUACAAAACGUUCGACUUCUGAGACGUUUGAAAACCAAGGUGCCACUGUACAUUCAUUCGCCCCAAUAUUCCACAUACCACAAGAGGCCAUUUAUUAAUUCAAUUGAGUCAAGUUGUAAAGUUGUACUUCGAAUCGUGCUAUCCUAGUCUGUAGAUCAUAAGCCAGAUAUUGAUAUGUCCCUUCUUAUACAAAAUCCCAUAGUUUUAAAGAGGCAGAAGCCCAUGUAGGGGUUGAGAAUUCCUGUCUGUGGGAUAGAGGGGGAGCUGAACUAUCCCAAAAGCAUUUGAAGAGUUGUGUCACACCUCUUAGGAAGCUCUGAGCUUAUGUGUCCUCCUAAAUCAGCUUCUCUUCCCUUGGUUUUAGGAUUCUGUAUCUCGAAUCAAAAGUUCCAUUAGAGAAGGCUUCAGUUUUAUGAAGAAGUAUAUUAAUGAUCAAGAGGAAAAGGUGCUGAAUGUUAUUGAUGAAGAAUGUGCUGCCGCUCAACAAAGCAUAGACUUAAUGAAUGAGCAACUCACAGCAAGAAUUGACAGGCUUUUGGAACUGCAGAGUAACUCUGAGGAAGUGAUUAAGGUAAAAGCGGUGGGGGAGGAAUGAGAUUAACGGUGCACACUUACUUGGAUAUAAGAUCGAUUGAACAAAUUGGAUUUGUUUUCUGGGAAAACAAGUAUAGGAUCGAGAUGCAUGCCAUUGUGGCUUUUCCAGUGCAAUACAAAAACAAUGCCUAAACUUACUCUCCAAUUCUAAAGAUAUGAUAUGUAAAUUUGGACCAACUCCCAGAAUCCCUGAACCUAGAGAAAACUUCCCCUUUUGUUUUUGUUGUAGCACUUCUGAACAUAAACCCCUAAAGCAGCAUUUAAAUUUCCUUUUUCUCAGUCCUCAUCCCCCUGCCCAGAUGUGUUUAUGAGUUACGCAGAAACUUGAGAAUCAUAUUUGAAUGGGCUCAGUUUAUAUUGGCUGUAUCUUAAGGACCAUAUGCAACUUCUUUCAAAUGGAACCUGUCAGGCACAGUACUUGUAAAAACAUUUCUGUUAUGCCAGGUUUAUCAGAUAGGCUGAUUUUAACAUUUUGCCUGCUGAUUUUAGUCAUGCAUUUCAUGAUUUUUAAAAAUAUCGUAGCAAGCCUUGAGUUCUUAUGUGAAUAGAAUAUAGAAUAGCAUUUACUGCAUUCAUCCAUAGACUACAGCAGAAAUCCUUUGUGAUUUAAAAAAGUGGCAUAUAAACAAACAAACAAAUAAAAAUUUGUUUUCCAGGAGCUCCAGGAUUAAGAUUUUAGGGCAAAAGGAAUAACAAAUAUAUGUGACAGAACUGGAGGAUUUUAGAAACGCCAUUCAUUCAUACUAGCCCCUGAAUUAAAAUACUUUUUUAAACUUUCUAUUAAUAUUAUCAGCAUUCUUUGGAAGGUUUUAGACUGCCCUGGAUAGAUUUAUAUACAGAUGUAUUCCAGAUAUAUUUUUUUCCAUUGGAAAUUUUCAGUCCACUUCUACAAAUCUACACUUUUCUAACUUAAGAGUUGUCAGAAAUCCUCGCUGGAAAUGUUGCUUGUUGUUGUGACCCCCCCUCCCCCCAUUAUUAGAAUACCUCAUCGGAACAAGAAGUUUCCAUCGGUGAGCCUAUCAGAGUGACCGAAGUUGUUCUUGGUGUUCAGAAGAUUUCUGGCAUCAUAUAUGCUGUGGAAGAGUUCAGAAGGCAGCUGGAUAGGGCAGUGCUGGAAAAAUGCCCCAGGCAGCAGCCUCGUGGUGAGUGGAGUUUGAAAUUUUCCACUAGCUAAAGGAAGUCUGACAUGUGUUUGAUCAUUACCAAGCCGAGUCCUGUAAGAUGCUGAAGAAGUAAAUAGGAGUCUGCAUAUUUACACCAGUGUAAUGCUGACAGCCAGAAACAUUCAGUAAGUACUGCCUUGGCUAGAUCAGACCAUGUCUGGCAUUGUGUCCUGAUAAUGAUAGCAGCCAAAUGCCCCUGGGAAGUAAGUGAGGAGGGCUUCAUAGAUGAUUUGCCCACCACAGAGCACUCUGAAUCUCUGGAAUUUCCCACUACAGUCAUACCUUGGGUUACAGAGACUUCAGGUUGCGUUUUUUUGGGUUACGGACUGCCGAAACCCGGAAGUACCGGAACGGGUUACUUCCAGGUUUUGGCGGUCACACAUGCGCAGAAGCGCUAAAUUACGCUUUACGCAUGCACAGAAGCGCUGAAUCGCAACCCAUGCGUGCGCAGGCGUGCCGCUGCAGGUUGCAAACUCUGUGAGUUGCGAAAGUGCAUCCCACACGGAUCAUGUUCGCAACUCGAGUGUCCACUGUAUAGGUCUUUUUUUUUUAAUAGGAUCAAAAAAUUUAAAGGGACCCCUGACCGUUAGGUCCAGUCGUGGCCGACUCUGGGGUUGCGGCGCUCAUCUUGCUUUAUUGGCCGAGGGAGCCGGCGUACAGCUUCCGGGUCAUGUGGCCAGCAUGACUAAGCCUCUUCUGGCGAACCAGAGCAGCACACGGAAAUGCCUUUACCUUCCCGCUGGAGCGGUACCUAUUUUUCUACUUGCACUUUGAGGUGCUUUCGAACUGCUAGGUUGGCAGGAGCAGGGACCGAGCAACGGGAGCUCACCCCGUCGCGGGGAUUCGAACCGCCGACCUUCUGAUCGGCAAGUCCUAGGCUCUGUGGUUUAACCCACAGCGCCACCCGCAUCCCAGUUUUCUUAAUCUUUACAGCUGUGACAAUUUGUAUUAGUGCAGUGAAUUUGAUUUUGGAUUAAGAUAUUAAGAUAUCCACACAUAGGCAAACAUCUUCAAGGUGCUUUCUUCAGUCGACAGACACCCUUUUCUUUUUCCUGUUCUGCCAACACUAUGAGUACUGGACCCUGUUUGUCAUACAGACAGGACUGCUUGAUGAGAGGUUUAUUCUGUUGAGACUGCUGUUUCAGUUCUGGUGAAAUGGGGAAUUUAAAGGUGGAAAUAUUAAGGAUAGCCUUUCUUUUUUAAAACUGUGAGUGAUAGCUGCUAUUAUUAGCAAUGUGUUUGCGUUGUGUUUCCUGCAGUAUCCCAGAAGGGAACCUCUGUUGAGGUUUUGAUAAUAGGCACAUUUAUUUAAAUUGGCUAAUUAUUAAAUCAACAAGUUCCUUUGUUGAUUGGCAGCUCUAGUGCUUAUAUUUCCCUACCCCCACCCCAAAGAUGUGGACGUGUGCACAAUAUUUGGUGAUUUUAGGCCAAUAUGAGUAAUUACAAAGAUGUUUAAUGAUACUCCAAAAUCCACAGUUGUGCAAUACCUUUAGUUGGAUCCACUCAAGUAUCACAUUUUGUGAGUUUUCGAGAGCUCUUCAUCAGAGAAGAUGGUGCACAAAAGUAGGUAGGGACAAUAAAAAGACAAGAGUUUAAAAAUUAGGCUGCAUGUUGUUGCCAUGAGACUCCAUUCCAAGAUGUAGAUUGCUGUCUAAAUAAGCCCCUCCCAUACAAUAUGAUACGAUAAUCUUUAUUAUUGUCCCAUACAGAACAGCGAAAUUGAAAAAAUCUACAUCAGACAUUCAAAAACCCACAAGCCUGCUAUCCCAGCCUGGUUAGCCCCCUAAAAACUCUGAUACUCCAUAAUUAAAUACAAUAUACUCCCAUAGAGACUACCUUACACUGCGUUUAAAACCAAAAUCGCAUUGGAAUAGAAACUGUUUCUCAGGUGGCUAGUCCUAGUCUUUAUAACCCUGUACCUUCUUCCAGAAGGCAGAAGCUGAAAGAGAUCAUUUCCGGGGUGCGCAUUGUCCUGCUCUAUCUCUGCAGCUUUCUUAUGGCACCUGGAAGCAUAGAUUUGAUCCAAGGUCAUAUACAGAAGUUUUUACUUUGAAUAUGAGUUUAAGGACCCCAGAUUCUCAUCUAAUCCAGAUUCUCAUCUAAUUCUGAUCUGAAUUGAAACCAUAGUCUGCAAAGGAGGAACAAUUUGACAUGUGCUGUCAACACAGGCUUCGCGUUUCAAUAAUUUAACUGAGCGUGCUUUUUUUUUUUUUUUUUACUGCAGAAUUUUCUCCAGGAACAAGUAACAUGACUUGUGCCUCUAAUGAUAUCCAAACCAACGUGGCAGAGGAUGAAAUUGCCUCCACCAGCAAUUCUUGUGAGUAGUUAACUAACUGAAUCUUAUUCCUUCUCUGUUGCUCUCAUGCGCUUGAGUGAUUUUACAACUUUGAGCAGCUGCACAGAAGUUCAUGCGACUGCAGACUCAUGCUUCAAGUUGUGGCAGAAGUUUUUUUCUGAGUUGAAAGCCACAGCUCCCUCUAGUUAAUGUUCAAUGGGCCCCUGGAUCUUUUCAAGAAAAACAGUGCUUUAAAUGUUGAGCACCGUAAGAAAUCAAGUAACUUCUCUGUAUAGUCCCACACUGCGUGGUCUCAGAGCACAUGAGGUUGGUGAAGCUAAGCAGGUGUAGGCCUGGUUAGUUCCCGGAUGGGUGACCACAUGGAAAACACAUGGAUACUACCUUUGGUUGCAUCGCAGAAGAAAGAGUGAAUGGAAAGAUAAGAAAAGUAAAUAAAUACAGUCGUACCUUGGUUUUCGAACUGCUAAGUUUUGGCUCCCGAACUUCAAACCCAGAAGUGACUGUUCCUGUUUGUGAACUAUUUUUUGAAGCUGGGGCUUCCACGGCUUCUGAUUGGCUGCAGGAGCUUCCUGCAGCCAAUCAGAAGCCACGCUUUGGUUUCUGAACAUUUUGGAAGUCGAACAGACUCCGGAACAGAUUCCGUUCGACUUCCAAGGUAUGACUGUAAAUGUAUAAUCCCAGGGAGGAGUUUUUAGGGCCACCUGUAUAUUCUGCAGCUAUCACAUGACAGCAUCCCUCUGUUGUUGGUUAAGGACCUCUUACUUGCUAACAAAGGGACGCGGGUGGCGUUGUGGGUUAAACCACAAAGCCUAGGACUUGCUGAUCAGAAGGUUGGCGGUUCGAAUCCCUGCGAUGGGGUGAGCUCCCGUUGGCUCGGUCCCUGCUCCUGCCAACCUAGCAGUUCGAAAGCACAUCAAAGUGCAAGUAGAUAAACAGGUACCACUCCGACGGGAAGGUAAACAGCGUUUUCGUGCGCUGCUCUGGUUUCUCCAGAAGCGGCUUAGUCAUGCUGGCCACAUGACCCGGAAGCUGUACGCUGGCUCCCUCGGCCAAUAAAGCGAGAUGAGCGCCGCAACCCCAGAGUCGGCCACGACUGGACCUAAUGGUCAGGGGUCCCUUUACCUUUACCUUACUUGCUAACAAGGGGACUCUCUUUAUUAGCACUCCAUCAAGAUUCUCUUCAGGGAACCAGCUGCUCUUCUUCAGCAACGUCAUCGGCCAGAGAUAGUCCAACGCCAGCAAUUUCAAGUCAGUUUUCUCAGUGUAAGUAUAAGUCACUGUAUAUACAAGAUAGUGGUGUUAGGAAGUGUGGACAAGACAUUCAAUGAACUGUUGUUUUGGUACUGCAAGACCUAGAUUGAUUGUCCUGCUGCUGAAUUCUGUCAGCUUAUGUCCAGUUAAAGCAGUGUCGGAUUUACGUAUAAGCUAAACAAGCUGUAGCUUAGGGCCCCAUUCUCUUAGGGGCCCCCCAAAAAAUUAAAGGAAAAAAAACAACUGGAUGAACAUUUCAAAAAUGUAAGAUAAAAAACAAGUAAAAUAAAACCUACAUACAAUUAGAGCUUAAUAAUUAUUUCACUAUUAAUAUACUUCUUAAUUGUAUUUCAUUAUUAAUAUACUUCUUAAUUGUAUUUCAGUUCAACAAUUACUUUGAUAAAAUACAUAUUUUGUUAUGCACAAACGGCUUUAGAUACCUAUUAGGUCCAUAAAUUACCAUAUAGCAUAUAUUCAACACAAAAAAAUAGUGACAAUUUGUUGUUGACAAAGGACAGCUGGACAUAUAAAGGGCCCCAUUACCUUCAGUAGCUUAGGGCCUCAUCAAACCUAAAUCUGGCCCUGAAGAGUCAAACUUGUUUGUUUGUCUGUUUUAAGAGUCAAACCUUCACACUGAAAUCAUGAACUUGCUUUCUUUCAAUCCUAUGUUUUGAAAAUAGAGCAUGGCAUCUCUUAAGCUUUGUUAACUAAGGGCUUUUGGAAAUCCUGUUCAUUGGUACAUUUAGUUUUAUUGAGCUGCAACAUGUUUUGUAAACUUCUCCAGAUUGUGUGAGAUAGGAUCUGGUUCUAAAUGAUUUCCUAGCCACAGAGAAAUAGUUAUCAUAUACAGUACUCACCCCACCCCCACCCAUGUACUUUGGGUUUUUAAAUUAAAUAGCCAUGAUACAAAAUAAUAAUUGAGUGAUUGAUUGAAUUUAUAUAUCACCCUAUAUCCGGGGGUCUCAGGGUGGUUCACAGAAUAAAAUCAAGAUAUAAAACCACAAAAUACAUAAUAAAUAUAAAUACAACAACCCAAUAGCCCCCCUUACAAAAAACACAUUUUAAAAGGGCAUAGAAUGGGAAUCAGAUCAACCAAAGGCCUGGUUAAAAAGGAACGUUUUUGCCUGGCACCUAAAGGUGUAUAAUGAAGGCGCCAGGCGAACUUCCCUGGGGAGAGCCUUCCACAAACAGGGAGCCACUGCAGAGAAGGCCCUUUCUCCUAUUGCCAUCCUCUGGACCUCUUGUGAAGGAGACACAUGAAGAAGGGCCUCAAAAGAUGUUCUCAGGGUCCGGGUAGGUUCAUAUGGAAAGGGGCGGUCCUUGCCUGUUGCAGAAAUUCUCUUGAUCCAGCACAUUGAUCUUGUUUAAUUUAAAUGAUUUUGCUUAUUACAGGGGCAUCCUACGUGACUUUUGAUCCCAAGACGAUCAGCAACAUGCUUCAACUCACGGCAGAUAAAAGGAAAGUCUCUGUGAGCCCUUGGGAAUCUGACUAUGAAUAUUGUCCGAAGAGAUUCCGCAUCAGCCAGGUGUUGGGCUCCCAGAGUUUCUCUGAAGGGUGUCACUACUGGGAAGUUAGCACCAGAAACAGCACAGGAUGGGCUGUUGGUGUUGCCAGUGAGGACAUUGGUAAGAGUGACAAGCUAGGGAGAAGUGAGAUAUCCUGGUGCAUAGAAUGGUCAAGGAAAUGGCUCUCAGCAUGGCACAGAAAUCAAGAAACUCCAAUUAGUAAAGAGAAACCUCUGCAGGUUGGCGUUCUCCUCGACAUUCCAAGCAAUUGCUUAUCUUUUUAUUCUCUCACUGACAAGGUAACCCUUUUACAUCAGUUUGAAAUCCAUGUGGUAAACCCUGUCUACCCAGCUUUUUGGAUCUAUGGUACAGAUAUAGGUGGCUUCUUAACUAUAAACGAUAUCAAAAGGAAUUAACCAGAAGCGGUUUAGUCAUACUGGCCACGUGACCGGAAAGCUGUCUGUGGACUAACGCCUGAAAGCACAAAAGUUAUGCUAGGGAGCUGAUCAAAUAGCACAAGGAAUUAGGGGUCUAAUGGUCAGUGCCUAAGGCAAACUACACCAACGUAUUGCCCUCCAUAUGGUGCUGAUGGGAGUUGUAGUCCAAAACAUCUGGAGGGCAUCAGGUUGGGAAAGACUGCAUUAUUAUUAUUAUUAUUAUUGUUGUUGUUGUUGUUGUUGUUGUUGUUGUUAUUAUUGUUACUAUUAUUAUUAGCUGUCCAUCUGACUGGGUUGCACCAGCCAAGCACUACAUUGGUACCUCAGGUUAAGAAUUUAAAUUGUUCUGGAGGUCCGUUCUUAACCUGAAACAGUUUUUAACCUGAGGUACCACUUUAGCUAAUGGGGCCUCCCGCUGCCGCCGUGUCGCUGCCACCGCACAAUUUCUGUUUUCAUCCUGAAGCAAAGUUCUUAACCUGAGGUACUAUUUCUGGGUUAGCGGAGUCUGUAACCUGAAGCGUAUGUAACUCGAGGUACCACUGUAUGGGUGGCUCCCAACAGAAUAUUAAAAACACGAUAAAAUGUCAAACAUUAAAAACUUCCCUAUACAGGGCUACCUUCAGGUGUCUUCUAAAAGUCCUGAGAUUUAUCAAGAAAAGCGAAAUGCCAAAGCAACUUUAUGUUUGACUUCUUGGAGGUUUUUAGAAUAUAUCUUUUGAUGCUGCUUUAAGGCUGACCUCCUUUGCAAUCUUAUGUUCACUUUUUUAUAGUUUACGUAUGCAGAAGGAUAGUAAGAACUUUGCAGGGUUCAGACACACUUUGUAGAGAUGAUAAAGUCUAGAAUGUGGGUCAAGAAUAAAUGAAGGAAUAUUAAUGUUUGGGUUUUUUUUACAUAAUAUCGUUCUGCUUUUUUAUGUUCGCUGGCUGUUUUGUAGAAUCUUACAAUUAAAAUUGUGAAACACGAGGCAUCCAAAAUAACUUUCUAAAAUUCUCUAAUAAAAUGACUUUAUUUUUUAGCCCAAAAGACUUUCC
This is a messenger RNA of Podarcis lilfordi (Lilford's wall lizard), 10270 nucleotides long. The record is from the annotation of a GenBank genome assembly. NCBI's taxonomy places the organism in Eukaryota, Metazoa, Chordata, Lepidosauria, Squamata, Lacertidae.